Cryptomeria japonica (Japanese cedar) is the source of this 1285-nucleotide messenger RNA. RefSeq lists its product as uncharacterized. The record is from RefSeq and is a predicted model, not a curated record. Bases 38 to 1039 code for a protein of 333 amino acids. The transcript has a single exon. NCBI's taxonomy places the organism in Eukaryota, Viridiplantae, Streptophyta, Pinopsida, Cupressales, Cupressaceae.
AGUACCAAAUUUCGCAGCUAUAUUAGCUAUAUUAGUGAUGGAUGGAGAAGCAGCAGAAUUUCAUUUUCUGGAUGCCUUUGGAAUCGUGGGAGAGGCGUGCAAAAUCGUGCGCCGUGAGGCGAAACUCCUGGGAGGCAUUGCCCUCACCCUACUGCUGCCUCUUCCCUUUAUAAUCCAGGUCUACCGUUUAAUCUCAGAGCCCCUCCUCAGCAAAAUCAUGAUGAACGUUGCACUAUCGGGGAUAGAGGUGAGCAGCCCUGCUGCAGAAAGCAUCCGCCAUAACUUGCACUUCCAAAUUGCGGAGCUUUUACUGAUGACGGCGCUGUACGUAACCCUAGUCUUUGCCUUCUCGCUCCUGUCUAGGUCGGCAGUGGUGUACACCGUGGCAGCCACUUACGCAGGCAAGGAAUUGGUGUAUACAAAGAUUAUGAGAAUCGUACCCAGGGUAUGGAAGCGCCUCAUCCUGACUUUUCUCUGGUUUUUCCUCAUUAUGUUUCUAUACCAUGUGGUCACAGUGGUUGCUCUGACUUUCUGGAUCUUGAUAUAUGGAGCGUUUGGAUUGAAGAAAGAGACCCUUAUCGUUGGGGUCUUCCUUAUUUUCAUCGUUGCUUUUCCUUUCUACGUGUACAUCACCUUGUUGUGGCAGCUUGCCAGCGUGGUGUGUGUGGUGGAAGAUAAACAAGGAUUGAGCGCCGUGAAGAAGAGCAACCAACUAAUAAAAGGAAAGCGGGGCACGGCGUUGACGCUGAAUAUUUUGUACGGGCUUUUCAUGGUCGUUAUUGGUGGGGUUCAGAGCUAUUCAGUGUAUGGAAAGGGGCAGCAGCUGAUGAGCGUAGGCUUUAUUGUGAUGGUGGUAUUGUUACAGUGUGUUGUUGAUUUAGUGUGGCUGCUCACUCAUGCUGUGCUUUACUUUGUGUGCAAAUCCUGUCAUCAUGAGGAUAUAGAUUUGAAGGCUUUGUCCAAUCAUUUGGAAACGUAUAAUGGAGGCUAUAUGCUUCUCAAGGAUGGCUCUGUGGACUUCGAGAUGUUUAUCCCAUAGAGGUUGUUAGAAAAUAUAAUUUGUAUUAAAAUUAUUCCGUAGAACUGUCUUUUAAAAAACAAUCUAGGAUACAAUAAGUCAGAAAUUAGAAUAUUUCUGAUUAAGGAAUCUACUAUAGAAAUAGAGAGUCGCCAGAUUUUAUCUUGUAAAGAAAACAUUAAGUAUAUAAUUGUGCACAGAGUGCUAGGUAUUGUGUUGAAUGUAAUGGUCCAAGUUAUGAUAAUAUACUAUUUUUAUUCAGUCAAA